This is a messenger RNA of Mytilus californianus (California mussel), 4791 nucleotides long. RefSeq lists its product as uncharacterized. Bases 729 to 2402 code for a protein of 557 amino acids. The record is from RefSeq and is a predicted model, not a curated record. Lineage: Eukaryota; Metazoa; Mollusca; Bivalvia; Mytilida; Mytilidae. Gene Ontology annotation, molecular function: protein binding; zinc ion binding. The transcript has 2 exons.
GUUUGACCUUUUAAAUAGAAAAAAAAUGACUAUCUGUCUAUGAACUUUUUAUUGAACAGUGCAGAUUGUAAAAACUCAGGUUUAAAAAUGUUUGUCAUCACAUUGCAGUUAAUCGUUUCUGUGUAAAUUGAAAUUAAACAGUCCUCUAUUUAGAUGAGUAACAUAAGAAAACUGUUUUGUUCAAUUGGAAAUAGAAUACUUAAAUAAUCCAUAUUUGUACUUCUAAUGCUAACAGCUAGAUAUAAUGGAGAUCAUGUAACAUGCUUCAAAAUUUUCUUUAUAGUUUAUAUUUACACUUUGGUAACCGGUUGUCUGUUUACAAAUCUAAAUUUCAUAAAUAAUGUAUAACAAUGAAAUGAUCCCAAUGCAUAUUGCAUUAAUAAAGUCGAUUUGGAAUACUGCUUUAAAAAAAUUAAGAAUAUCAUUUUGCAUACUUGAAUGGCAAGGUGCCAUAACUUAUUUUUUUGUAGACUGAAUUGUGAUCAAUGAGACAGUUUGCUAUGCGGUAUAUUUUAUAUUAAAUACAAUAUAUCCAAUAAUGCAAUAAAAUACAAUCAACAAUUGAGUAUUUCAAUACUAGUUUAAGGUAUUUAAACAUCAACCCUGACAAAAUUAGAAAAAAAACACUAAUGUAGUAUUUAGUUACAGCGUAUAUCAUUAUAUUAACAUACCUAUUUUCAGCCAGUUUUAAAUUGUUUUGUUAUUCAUGAACGAUUUAGUCAUCAGUAAUGGCACAAUCACCCAUAAAUAGUAGAAAGGUCAUCACGUGUCCAGAACAUCCAUCGGAGAUAGCAAGGUUCUUCUGUGAAGAUGAUAAUAAAAUGAUUUGCGAUGACUGUAUCAUAGGAGGUCACUGUGGUCAUAAAAAAAUCAAACUUAAAGAUUAUCUCAGCAAAAAAAGGCAACAUCUUCUGCAGAAUGAAAAAGAAAUUAGAGAUCACAACCUUCCUAACAUAAAGAAUGCAUUGGAGAAGGCACUGAGGAGCAAAACAGAUUUUAAUAAUUCUGUCAAUAAACAACUUGAGAGGGUAAAACUUAGAGGAGAAAUGGUAAAGAAAGUAUUUGACGAAUUACAAGAUGAAUUGAUCCAAAAUUUUGAAUCUGCUAGAAAUGCGGCGAACGAGGAGUUUGACAAAUUUUCAUCUAGGCAGCAAUUAAGAAUAAACUUAAUCGAAGAAACUAUGCGUAUUGUGGAUUCUAGAAGUGCGGACAUGUUGGAUGCAGAGGUAGUGUCCUACCAUGAAAAACUAUCAUCAAGUCUGACGGAUGAUCCGUACUAUGACGUAGCACCGAGUAUUCAACCACCCAUAUAUCAAUGCCAGGAUGAUUCAGUGCAAAAAGGUAAAUUGCAGACUAUUCUAGGCCACAUGGAAUCAGGGACUUAUGCUGAAGUUGCUGAAGUUGAUAUUCUUCGUAUGCCAAAUGCGAAUCAAGAAAGAAACGCAGAAACACAAAAAGAAACCGGAAGAUAUUCUUGCCCAAUAUCAAUAAUAGUUGAAGACAAGAGAGAUUUCUUGGCUGUUAAAACGUUUAAAAGUACUUCCAAAGUUACCCAUAUUGUACCAAAGCAGAGUCUACAAGCAUGGCUAAUUCACAGCAAUAUCGAAGAAGUAGACUGUACCACGGGAAUGGUAAAAACAAAAAUAAUAAAGACUAUAGAAGAGCAAACACAGUGUGCCGCCCGUAAUAAUGCAAACGAGCUUAUCAUUGGGAUGUGGAACAAGAAGUCACUCAAGCAGCUGAAAUAUGGUGGAUCAUUUGGAUUCAAUUUCUUCUCCAGAAAUAAGAGUUAUACCCUUGGAAAUUAUGUUAACACCGCACCUCUUCUAGCUGUGUGCUUAUGUACCUGUAGAUCAACAUCCGUAAAUGGUGACAUUACAGUAUGCCUUGUCGAAAAACCAGCCUCAGACGAAUAUCCAGUAAAGAAUCUGAUUAUUCGACGAUAUGCAAAUGACAAAACUCAGCCUGUGAGUGAUCUUGUUUUGUCGGAAGAUAGAAUUGAUAUUGAAGCACCAGUUUAUAUUUCCGAAAACACGAAAGGAGAUUUAUGUAUAGUAAGUUGUCCGGAAGGAAAGGCUUCAUGGAUUACCAUUACGGAUGAAACUGGAAUCAUGAAAUUUAGAUAUCCAGAGGCCGAUCUAAAGGUUGCAAACCGAAUUGAUUAUGAUUUUAUAGGUGCAGGAUUUUUAUCUGACGGAACAGUUACCGUAUUAGACAAAGUAGGUUUUAGACAGCAUCUAGUCGACAAAGAAGGCGUGUUACGGCAAAUAGACACGCAUGAGAGUCAGCCUGCAUGCCUGGCUAUUGCUCCUAACGAUCAUGUCUGGAUUGGUUUUGAUGAUGGACAUGUUAAAAUAUUCACAUAUAGAAAUGAAUAUUCUGAGAUUUUAUUAAGAUCUUAAAGCAUGAGGAAAACAAUUUAGAAUCAAACAAAGGAGGAAAACUGUGCAUGGUAACAGUGUUUUCAUGAUAACUGCAAUUUAAAAUUCUGGCUGAUAGUUAACAUAAUUAUGUUUACCUUGUCGCAUUAAAUGCACACAAAUGUGAUUUGACCUAUAAUUUUUAACCUUUUAUACAUUGAGACUUGGAUGGAGAGUUGUCUCAUUGGCACUCAAACCACAUCUUAUUUAUAUUAUAAAUUUUGUUUUAUAUAGAUCAGACUUCCAAGGGCUGCCAUUCGGUAUAUUAAAACAAAUAAAAGUAAAAUAAUAAGUCACGGCUGUCAAAUAUUUCUAUCAGAUCUUGGACUAUAGGAUUGUGAAUGCAAUAGAAAUUUCAACUUCAAAAUUUGUGCAUAAUAUUAUCAAACAGCGGAUCAAAUCAUAAAUAACAAAUGUGUCAAAAUUAUCAUUACUCCUCAACAGUACUGCGCAUUAAGGAAACGCAUACUAUACUUUUUUUAAGAAAAAACGGAAGGCGACACAUAAUCCUAUGCAAAUUAUCAGGCCCAUUAGCUGGCAAAAUCAUGUUCACCGAUUUGACUCAAAUUCUCAUAUUUGAUUUAUACCAUACUAAAACGUAUAUCCAAAUUACAAAAAGUCUUAAAUAAACAAUUAACAAUGCAUGGUUUCGAUGAUAAAUAUAUAUAUAUCAGAAUUUUGUCAGUAUUUUGUCUAGACGUCAUGCAAUUAAUAAUCGAGAGGACCUCCGAAGACUGCCGACGGUAAUUUAACCCCAUAUAAACAUAAAUAUAAAUAUAAAUAAAUAGCGACCACGUGCAAUUGAUUUUUUUUUAGGUCUGUUUGAUUUAUUUUGUAGGUUAAAAGGUAAUGUUUAUUAUCGUUUUUAUCUGUAUAAGAAUGAUUUUUUUGUUAAUCGAAUCAGUCAGCAAAAUAGUUUAUCCUUGUUUAACUUUCAAUGUGGACAUUAUUUUCCUUUUGACAGCUAAAUAUACAUGCGUAACCCAUCUCCAGCCAAGGAGUUAAAUUAAAGGUCACAUGAAUACGGAUUCAAUGAGGUCGAAUUAUUUACUUGCAAGUGAAUAAUUCAUCAGCGAUAUUUCUUAGCUUAUUUUACAAAAUUGAACCAAACUGUCUGCUAUAAGCGAAUUAUUAGUUCACAAUUUCAUUUUUAUUAAUGAUUGAACAGGGGGAAAAAAUCAUAUUUUACUGGUUUUUAUAACUCGUAGCUUAUGUCCCUUUAAAACUUAAUUGGAAUUUGUUUUUAAUUUUGAAAACUAAUUAGGUUACUCUCUUUAAAUAAGGAUUAUUAUUAUUAUUAGUAGUUGUAGUUCAUUUUCAUUAAUGAUUGAACAGGGGAAAAAAAUCAUAUUUUGAUGUUUUUUAUAACUCGUAGCUAAUGCCUAUUUUAGUAGGAGUAAGAUUAGGAGUAGGAGGAGUAGGCUUGAUUAAAAUUGGUUAAAAAUGUUGUUAUGCGAAUAAAUCCUCGAAGUACCAACUUCAAUUUAUUUUUCUGCUGGAUGCAUACCUCUCUUGAACUUGCCAAUUAUCCGUAUAUGUAUGCAGUUAGACCAAAGAAGUUCAGUGGAAUACUUCCGUAGUGAUCGAUUGACAUGCAGCAAAGAUCAACACAUUUGAAAUUUAGUUUCUAAGCAAAUUACGUGGGAAGAGCAGACCGGUGAAUUCGAAAAUUUAGGUGGGAAAAAUAUGUAUUUUUUGGGAAAUUGGAAGAUGCUAAGAACUAUGUGGAACAUGUGAAACACUUGAAAAGUUUGUAACCUGAAAGACCAUUUGAUUUUUUAUAUACAUGAUUUUUAUAAAUUACUUUUUCAAUGUGCUGCAAAGAUCAACAUUUUUUAAAUUUCAGUUUCAGAUUAUCAAAUAUUUUCUUUUAAGCGGUAGGUGUUCAGAAAUAACUUUUGAUUAGUAUCGUCACCGCUGCAGCAUCGUAUUUUACUAUUAAUUUUUUCGACGUUUUCAUUAUUCGCGUGUCAUCGGGUUCGCCACAGUAACGACCGAAGGUAUAGCGAUGAUUAUCAGUAUUUUACAAUGAAGAGUCUUCAACAUUAAUCCGAAGAAUCUGACAAAUAUUUGAGAAACUGAAUGUUUCUUGUUUUUCUUUCCUUUUAUACCAUAUUUAAAUAAAAGACAAGGUUCAACCAUACAUGCAUGUGAUUUUAAAUAUUUUACUAAAUAUAUUACAUUUAUGUUAUUAUAUAUAAUCUGAUUUAUUAAGGCUGUUUUACACAUAACUAUGGCUUUGGAUAAGGUGUGGCUUAAGUUAAGAUAAUAAAGUACGGUUAUUAUAAAUUUGUAUAUGAUUUGUAUAUGAUUGUCAAAAUUCUUUGUGUCUCUCAAUUAUAAAAUCUCUGUAAUAAAUUACUUUACUUAU